AUGAAGGAAAGCUUGAAGCGGCAUGAAAUCGAAAUCACAAAAUUGACAAAAGAUGAAAUGAGCUUUGUGUUGUGUAAUAGCAACACUGGAAUGGCAAACGCACUAAGAAGAAUUAUGUUAUCUGAAAUUCCAACUCUUGCAAUAGAUGUAGUGAAUGUGUAUGAAAACACAAGUCCCUUUCAUGAUGAAUUUUUAGCACAUAGAUUAGGGUUAAUACCAAUUGAUAGCAGAAAUGUGAAAAAUUAUGAAUUUCGGGAAAAGUGCAAAUGUAAAGAAACUUGUUCAAAAUGCACAAUUCAAUAUGUAAUACAAGUAAAAUGUAACAAUGCACACAAAAUUGACAUUUCUCAUUAUGACAUUGAAUCAGUAGACCAUGAACCCAACAUUCCUAUGCCAACACCAUAUCAAAAUAGAAAAAAUAAAAUGGAAGAAAAUAGUGCAAUUCCAAUUGUUACUUUAUCAAAAAAUCAAACAUUACAUGUUAAACUAAUAGCUACCAAAGGAAUUGGGAAAAUGCAUGCUAAAUGGAUCCCAGCAAAUGUGUCUUACAGAAUUGAUCACAAAGUACAAAUAAAACAUAAUUUAAUUAAUACUCUCUCGCGUGAGAAUAAAUUGUUAAUAGCAAAUACUUUAAAUAAAAACUGUUACAUACUUAAAAACACCGAUGCAGAUGACAGUGAUGUCUAUUUGAAGUUAAAUGAAAAUAUGUCCGUUGUUAUGGCAGAAAGUUGUAUUGAGUUACUGAACGAAUUGGGACAUAAAGAUAUUGUUAAAAUAAUUUAUGAUGAAACGAAAUUUCAUUUUAAAGUUGAAUCCGUUGGUUCCAUGCCACCAGAGCAGGUUGUUGAAAUGGCCAUAGAAAUACUAGAAAACAAAUUGAAAACCCUUGAACCACAAAUUAAAUCUUCCUUUUAUUCCAUUGACGAGGUUGCUAAGCAGCUAAAGGAACAGGGAGUUUCGUUAUACGGAAUUCAGCUCGACCUUGAGUGA
This is a messenger RNA of Plasmodium gonderi, 990 nucleotides long. Its product is annotated as DNA-directed RNA polymerase II. The coding region runs from base 1 to 990 and encodes 329 amino acids. The transcript has a single exon. Gene Ontology annotation, cellular component: RNA polymerase II, core complex. Lineage: Eukaryota; Apicomplexa; Aconoidasida; Haemosporida; Plasmodiidae. Gene Ontology annotation, biological process: DNA-templated transcription. The record is from RefSeq and is a predicted model, not a curated record. Gene Ontology annotation, molecular function: DNA binding; DNA-directed RNA polymerase activity; protein dimerization activity.